This is a messenger RNA of Dipodomys spectabilis (banner-tailed kangaroo rat), 1394 nucleotides long. Its product is annotated as ral guanine nucleotide dissociation stimulator-like. NCBI's taxonomy places the organism in Eukaryota, Metazoa, Chordata, Mammalia, Rodentia, Heteromyidae. The record is from RefSeq and is a predicted model, not a curated record. The transcript is spliced from 6 exons. Bases 283 to 966 code for a protein of 227 amino acids.
GGAAAAUCUGUGAGACUCAUAUCAUUAAUUACCAAAAAGCCUGAAUGACACUGUGGCUAGCGCUGUAGAGUGGUAGCCUUGAGCGCAAAAGCUCAGGGACAGCACCCAGGCCCAGAGUCAAACCGCAGAUCAGCAUCAAAAGAAGCAGCAGCAGCAGCAGCAGCUAGAAAUUAGUGUCGUUAAUCCUGUUGUUACGUUCCUCUAAAUGUAGGAUCACACCUGAUAAUGACUCUAUUCAAUUGAAAAUGCACAUUCAGCUUUCUGAAGUCUUGAGACCCAGCAAUGUUGAAGAAGCUUGACUUUCCACAGGAUGAAGAUGGGUCAGCUCCAGCCCUGGAUGAAACCCCUAGGAUAAGGACCUUGGAGCCAGGCAUGCUGGAGAAGGUAGUGAAGAACCUGGUACCUGCUCACCAGAAGGGAGAUCCCUUCUAUGUCCCUGCUUUCCUGUACACUUACAGAAACUUCACAACAACAGGGCAAGUGCUGGACCUGCUGUUUAAAAGAUAUGGAUUUUUCCACCCAAACUGUGAAGAGGAUGAACAAGUAAAGAACACCAUUUGUUCUUUCUUUGCCAUGUGGCUGGACAAGUACCCUGAGGAUUUCUGCCAGUCCAAGAACCUGGCCAACCUCAAUCAGCUGAUGGCCUAUGUGCUGCUCCACAUGCCCUGCUCAGACCUGGCAAGCCAUGUACAACAUCUUCAAACCCAGCUGAUGGAAUCAGAGGCCAGUGAAGCAGGGACAAAGUGUGAGGAAUUCUUGGAUUUGGGGCUGCACACUGCAGCUGCUCCUGAGCUCAAGGCAAUGGACCCACCAGUGACAUCAGCACCUCUGGUACUAGAAUCAACACUGCCUGCUCUAGCUAGAGGCCUGGGGCCUCCACAGCACCCUGGGCCACGUGUGAAGGUAGAGCACUUUGUGUCAGCAGUAGAACAAUCAGAACUUCUUGUAUGUCCUGUGGACCUCUAGCCUGUUGUGGCCACUGCACUGGACAUCCACUAACCUCCAGAUAUCAAGGCAGAAGAGGUAGCACUUCUUUCAUUGCCUGCAGAUAUCCACAUGGAUCUGCCCACCAUCUCAAAUCAACCUACCUCACCUGGUAGAGGAGAAGUUAGCUUAGGCUAGGUCUGCUCAAACUGUUCCCAGUCCAUAUUAGGCACAGCCUUUACUUCUGGAAGAGUCACUAGCGCCAUCUGGGAGCUGAAAUCAUCCCCAAUCCAAGUCAGGAAGAACGUCUUUUUGAUGUAGAGGUAGAGCAACUUGUGGACCCAUUCAUUAUGAUUACGUCCUGAAGUUCACCUAACAAGCUCUAGGACUACAGCCAUCAUUCCCCUCCCCCUGAGGAAAUACCACCUUUAUAUUUUCUUUUCAAUAUAAACUGUUAGUUUUUAAUAUAA